CAAACUUGGAGAGUCUAGAGGUGUUCAGGAUGGUUCUUCGGCCGGAUGUGAUGACGAUACACCUAUGAGAGAUAACGACGACGGCGAUAGCGGAUCUGAUGGUUCAUGGGAAGAUAUGUCAGACCAGGAAGAUAUUGUUGAAUUGAUAAAGCAAGCACUCGAAACAGAACUAGAGGGCGGUCCUGAGCAAUUUCAGUUGCUAGUUCUGCUUGGACAAGCGCUCUUUGAUCGAUAUUACACCACGAGAGCCAUAGCCGACCUUGACGAGGCCAUUCAAAUAGGCAGGCAAGUCAUCAACAGAAUGCAAGUCGAUCAUCCGGAACGACCAGGGUAUUUGAACGACCUUGGGAUUCGACUCGGUGAGCGAUACUCAAGGAGCGGAUGCGCAGCGGAUAUCGAUGAGGCGGUGCAAACUAUGAGAGAAGCAGUCGAU
This is a messenger RNA of Ilyonectria robusta, 433 nucleotides long. RefSeq lists its product as uncharacterized. Lineage: Eukaryota; Fungi; Ascomycota; Sordariomycetes; Hypocreales; Nectriaceae. The record is from RefSeq and is a predicted model, not a curated record. Gene Ontology annotation, molecular function: protein binding. The transcript has 2 exons. The annotation marks the transcript as partial.